GCUAACUAGGUAGCUCGGUUGUUGUUGCUUCAACAACAAUUGCUGAAUUAUCUAUUAUUUUCUGGCUGUGUGGAGGUUGACACAUCGGUGACUAGCUGUCUAGUGGUAACCAGAGUUGGGACCUGGCUGAAACGAAGUCAGGCAGCCUCAAACUAAAACUACACGGACGUUUAUUUGCUUGUUAAAUUUGCAGCCUCGCCCAUCAGCUAACGCUAAUGUUAGCCUUAUGAGACAAGCCUUCGGUCUGCUAACUAUCUGUUAAGAGCAGUUUGGUAGCUCGGCCUAGCACUGUUACCAGUUGACUAAAGUAAUGCAGCAGAGGUAUGUUGCUGUGUAAUGUAUCUACGAGUUCUCAAAUUUAAUUUAAUUUUUAUUACGAGUUUAAUGAGGACAACAGCAAUGCUAGUAGCGUUAGUCGAGUUAGGUUAUCUCACUUCCGCUUUCGUCUUAAUGGGUUUUAUUUUAUGUCUUUUCACAGCUAGCAAAAAAUACAACAUGUCUCCCGUUUAUUGGAUGCACAGCAGAUUGUUAUAUGGAUGAAAACGUCUCCGUGUCAAGACAUUUGUAAACCGCGACCCUCUGUCUGGUAAUGCCCGGUGCUGUGGAAACAGAAACACAACAGAUUAUUAACACCGGUUCUCUAAACAUCACUGCACUUUCUACAAAGGACUAAAGAAGCUGCAUCCUGCCAGUGAAAUAGAUUACUAAACUCUUUAGGGAGUAAAUCAAUCAUCAUCAUGAUGGCAGGUUCCCAGUGGGAGCUUCCUCCCGAGCUAUGUUGUCGGCCCAUGGCAUUUGUAGCUCUAACCGGUCUGGAUGUGGUGUACAAUGCUGUGCACCGAGCCAUCUGGGACGCCUUUUGUGCCAACCGUCGAGCUGACAGAGUCCCCAUCUCUUUCAAAGUGCUCCCUGGAGACCAUGAGUACCCGAAGUGUCGCACUAAGCGAACAUCCUAUGAGUGGUACAUCCCCAAAGGCAUUCUGAAAACAGGCUGGAUGAAUAAACAUCUGAAUCUGGUACCUGCUCUGGUGGUUCUCUUUUAUGAACUGGACUGGGACGACCCACAGUGGAAGGAGAAACAGUCUGAAUGUGCCACUAAAGUGGAGAUUGUCAGGACCAGUCUUCAAGGCAGGAACACCAAGGUGGCUGUGGUUCUAAUCCAGAAGAAAACUCCUCUGCCUCCAGGAGAGGACCUGGUUGCCUCAGAAAGAGCAGCAGCUCUUUGUAAUGCCUGUGAUCUGUCUGGCAAGAGUCUGUUCGUACUGCCGCACACCGACCACCUGGUGGGCUAUAUUAUAAGGUUGGAGAAUGCCUUCUAUGAACAUGCUCAGACAUACUACUACACUGAGAUCCGUCGUGUCAAAUCGCACAAGGAGUUCCUCAACAAGACAACACAUCAGCUGCUGUUUGUCAGACACCAGUUUAAAAUCGCUUUCUUCAGUGAGCUGAAACAGGACACACAGAACGCUCUCAAGUAUUACAGAACUGCAUACAGUCUUGUCCAUGAGCUUAGAGCCCACGAGACCAACAUGCUGGAGAUCAAAACUAUGGCUGGGUUCAUCAACUAUAAGAUCUGUCGUCUGUGUUUCCAGCACAACACUCCUCUGGAUGCUAUAGCUCAGUUCAGGAAGCACAUUGACCUGUGUAAAAAGAAGAUAGGCAGUGCUGAGCUGGCCUUCGAGCAUGCUGCAUGGAUGUCUAAACAGUUUCAGUCGUUUGGUGAGCUGUUUGAUGAAGCCAUAAAACUGGGUCUGACAGCCAUCCAGACCCAGAACCCUGGUUUCUACUACCAGCAGGCUGCCUGUUACAGCCAGGAGAGGAAGCAGCUGGCUCAGCAGCUUUGCCAGGCUGGAGCGAGUUGUCCCUCCCCUGACCCACUGGACAUCCAGAGUGGGGGACUGGACUUCUAUGGGCAGAGACCGUGGAGACAAGGACAUCAGAGUAUUGAUCCUCCAGAUGCAGAGAAGGAGAAGACCGGGAUUCUGGCCCUGCAGCUUAAAGAGAGAGAUGUCCCUCAUUCUGAGCUGAUAAUAGCACUGCUCAGUAAUGCUGUUGCCCAGUUUAAGAAGUACAAGUGUCCCAGGAUGAAGAGUCACCUCAUGGUGCAGAUGGGAGAGGAGUAUUACCACGCUAAAGACUACACCAAAGCCCUCAAGCUGUUGGACUAUGUGAUGUGUGACUAUCGUACAGAGCGAUGGUGGGGACUCCUGACGGCCAUAUUGACCACAGCUCUGCGCUGUGCUUAUCUGAUGGCCAGUGUUAAAGACUACAUCAUAUAUUGCAUGGAGCUCCUGGGCAGAGCUUCAACACUGAAGGAGGAGCAGAAGGGGAGGAUUGAGAAGAAUCUCAUCAAAGUCCUGAUGAACGAGGUUCCUGACCCUGAGCCAGACUGUGAUCCGUCUUCUGUCAGUGCAGCGAGGUCGCUGUGGAACGACCGCAUGUCUUUAGCCGGAUCAAAUGAGUUCACCAUAGAAGUGCAGGACUACAUACCGUUUAUCCAGUGCAAGGCUAAGUUCUGCUCUCCCAGUUUCCACGUAGACCAGCCCAUCCAGCUGCAGGUCUUCCUCCGAGCAGACUGUCCUCACCCUCUGUCACUCAGCAAGCUGGCCGUCAGUCUCAGUAACCAGGAGUACAACCAGUGGUGUGUGGUGGAGUCGUCAGCUCAGGAGAGCAUGAACUUGUUGCCAGGGACAACCAAAUGCUACAACUUCAGCUUCGUAGCAAAGUCUGAAGAUGUUGGCAAGAAGAUUGAGAUGACGGGUAUUGAGGUGAUGCUGGGCAGGGACAAUGGCCGCUGUGUGUUUCUGAGCUGGAGAGGGGCUGGAGGAGAUGCAGCCUCUGCCCAUGAAGCCUUGCAGGCCAGCAGGUCAUCACGCCGAUGGGGACGAGGCGUGGAGAUGCAGCCAGAGCUGGACUGGGACAGCCUGAUCAUCCAGCACAGCACAAUGAUCAUCUCUAGAGUCCCAAAGAUCUUAGUUGAGCUGAGCCACCAGCCUCCUGCUCUCAACAAUGAGAUGUACUGCAUCAACCUCACCGUCCAAUCACAGGAGGAGGGUGUGGCCAAAGAUGUCAAACUGACAGCUGGCCUCAAACCAGGCCAGGAUGCCAAUCUAGGCCAGACCACACAUGUGACACUGGACGGCUCAAAGGUGUGUGAUGACGCUGCACCUGCUCUGCUGCCUGAUGUACCGCUGGGAGACCUGAAACCAGGCCAGAAGUUGGAGAGAUGUGUGUAUGUGAGGUGUGUGUCAACCGGACUAAGGGUGUUCCUGUUCCACGUGGCCUACAGCAUCGAUACCACAGUGGAAGGACAACAAAUUGUCUGCAAAUGUCAUAAGGAUGAGACUGUUACCAUUGAGACAGUGGUCCCAUUUGAGGUGUCAGUCAAGUUUGUAUCCACCAAGUUUGAGCCACUGGACCGGGUAGCAGUGGACAUUCCUUUCCUGUUGAUGACAGACAUCUUUUCCUCAUCUCCCUGGCCACUUGUGUUGGCCUCAUCCUCUCUGCAGCUCCUCACUAUGACCAGCAACACACCACAGCUGCAGUCACAGCUGCAGGAAGUGGUUUUGCAGACAGGUGAAUGUGCCAGUGAAUGUUUCUGUCUCCGAUGUCCACCAUUGACCAACAGCAAUAACACGGUGGCUACAGGACAGUACUUGAUAUCAUGGAGGAGGAAGCCCUCCAGUGCAGACAGUCCUCUCAUCCAGACCACAGUCACUCUACCUCAUGUCAUCCUGGAGUCUGUUCCUCUCUACAUCCAUGCUGAUUUACCAUCAUUUGGUCGAGUCAGAGAGUCUCUUCCAGUCCGUUACCACAUCGAGAACAGGACAGCUCUAGUGCAGGAGGUGGAGAUGGCUGUUGAACCCUCUGAUGCCUUCAUGUUCUCUGGACUCAAACAGGUGCGUCUCCGUAUCCUCCCUGGCUCAGAGCAGCAGAUCCUGUUUAACUACUACCCUCUGAUGGCUGGUUACCAAACACUGCCACAGCUCAACAUCUGCCUGCCCCGCUGCCCCACCUCCAACACACACACACUGAGGCGCUUCUUGCCUCAACGCAUCUUUGUCAAGCCUCAGGGUCGACAGCUGGACGACGCCUCCAUCGCUGCAGCUUGACAAGAACACAGACUAAAAAUGAAAACAAAGCAGCGCUGUGUAAGUUGUUCUUGAUGUACGGUUCCUCACAUAUGACAAUAUAACACUAUUUGUUUCACAUAGUUCUGGAAACCAUGUGUGGACCAUCAUCUGUUUCCAUUGUUUCUGUUCUGAGUGAAUUAUGUGAGCCUGACACACUGACGUUCAUGUGACAGUAAAAUCUUGUAUGAAUCUUGAAUGAACUGUGUGGACAUGUGGGUAGAGUGUAAUACAUUAAAACGGAAUGUGAUGAAGGCUGAAUUAAACUGAAGUGA
Seriola dumerili (greater amberjack) is the source of this 4405-nucleotide messenger RNA. RefSeq names its product trafficking protein particle complex 11 (gene trappc11). Lineage: Eukaryota; Metazoa; Chordata; Actinopteri; Carangiformes; Carangidae. Bases 738 to 4112 code for a protein of 1124 amino acids. The record is from RefSeq and is a predicted model, not a curated record. The transcript is spliced from 31 exons.